Ooceraea biroi (clonal raider ant) is the source of this 2449-nucleotide messenger RNA. RefSeq names its product triokinase/FMN cyclase. Gene Ontology annotation, cellular component: cytosol. The record is from RefSeq and is a predicted model, not a curated record. Gene Ontology annotation, biological process: glycerol catabolic process. Gene Ontology annotation, molecular function: glycerone kinase activity. NCBI's taxonomy places the organism in Eukaryota, Metazoa, Arthropoda, Insecta, Hymenoptera, Formicidae.
UUCCUCAAAUAACAAAAUUGCCAUAAUUAUAUAUUUAUAUAUAACGUUUCCUUAUCGAGGGAAAAUAUCAGUCGUACUCCAACGGGCACUGCGCUAUGUUCAGCUAUUAACUGUCAUUUAUAACUCUAACAAGCCGUAUGAGAGUGUGGAGACAUAAUUACUCGCGCAGUAUCUCUCGAAUCUUUCUCGCAUGUGCUUCGUUGCAGCGUAUAUACGACUUUGUUGAUGUUCCUUUCGGCUGUCACUUUAUUUAGCAAAACGCAGUUACUGCCGUAACUCGUCGCGGCAAAAUAAUCAACUUGAUCAAAAUAUUGGAAGAGAAACCAUGUAAAGCGUGCACAAGAGAAGAACUUGACAUCCAGAUAAGAUACGAUCGUAUAAUCAGAUACAUUCAAUCAGUGCUCUUACUUGAUCGUGAUUCACAAUGGCUAUGUCAAAAAAUUUGAUCAAUUCAUUGGACGAUGCCGUGUUGGAGACUUUAUCAGGACUGUGCUACACGUACCCGCAAUUAGAGCAUCGCACAUCACACAGAAUCGUGUUAUCGCCAGAUUACAGAGAUCGUAAGAAUAAAGUGGCACUAAUUUGUGGUGGUGGUAGCGGGCAUGAACCAUUUGCCGCAGGUUUUGUUGGACGCGGUAUGCUAACAGCUUCUAUAGCGGGAUCUAUUUUCGCAGCACCACCAUCUGUACAUAUCACACGGGCUCUUCAAUGCGUCGCACGAUAUAAUGAAGCUGGUAUUCUAGUCGUGGUGCCUAAUUAUACGGGGGAUUGUUUGAAUUUUGGUAUAGCCGUUGAAAAGGCUCAACAAGCGGGGGGCAUCAAGGUAGAAGAGAUAAUUGUCGGCGAUGACUGUAGCAUACCUGAAAACGAAGAAAGCGUUGCUGGUAAACGCGGAUUGGUCGGCAUGUUAUUCGUUAUCAAGAUCGCGGGCGCUUUUGCCGAAAGAGAGUUUCCCUUGUACAAAGUAACGAAAAUUGCACAACAUGUUUCACAAAACACAGCGACCUAUGGAAUCGGAUUGUCCGCAUGCACUGUACCAGGUCAAGGCCUUAUGUUUGAGCUUACAUGUGACGAAAUAGAAUGCGGAAUGGGUGUCCACGGAGAAGCGGGAUACGAGAGAAUCAAGCUCAAAACUGCGUCCGAAUUGGUAACGCUAAUGCUGAAACGCAUUUGUGAGACCUUACGCUUGGUUGCUAAUGACACUGUUGCAGUUAUAGUUAAUAAUUUUGGUGCUCUAAGUCAAUUGGAACAAGGGAUCGUUGUUCAUGAGGUUGUAAAUCAGCUUCGAAAAAUGAACAUUGAACCUAUCCGUGUGUAUUCGGGCACUUUAAUGACAUCCUUAAAUAGCGCUGGUGUACACGUGAGUGUGCUAAAGUUAACAGAAAGUCAUAGAGACAUAUUCGUCAAGUGUCUUGACGAUGAAACGAUGGCACCUUGUUGGCCAGGCGGCAGUUACAGCAUUCCUUCAAAUGUUGGCUAUACUUCAUCUAAAGAUAAUAACGAAAAGGAGAAAGUAAAGAAGAUAGGGAUAUCAUUAAACAUACGGGAGCAGCACAUGAUGAAACUAUGUUUGAAGAAUGCGUGUACGGCUAUAAUCGAGAAAGAAGGAUAUCUUAACGAAUUGGAUCGUGGUUGUGGAGAUGGAGACUGUGGUUCAACGCUCAAGAGACUUGCCGAUAAUAUCUUGAAUAACUUGGACAAUUUAUCCUUGUCACAUCCAGUUGCGUUAUUAUCGGAAAUAGCAAACAUAGCGGAAGAACAGAUGGGAGGAACUUCCGGAGCUCUAUAUUGUUUAUUUUUUACGACUGGUGCGAAAGAGUUGGCAUUACUUGAUCAAAAGAAAGAUUUGCGAUACAUUUGGUACUGCGCAUUUCUCAGCGGAUUAAAGUGUUUGGAAAAAUAUGGAAAGGCUAAAGCUGGAGAUAGAACUAUGAUUGAUACAAUGUAUGCGACAUGCAUUACGUACGAGAAAUUAUUAAAUGAAGAUUGGAAUAAUUUUUAUGAUCAGAUAACUACAGCUGCAUGGGAAGGAUGCGAUUCUACGAAGAAUAUGAAACCCAAAGCAGGGCGAGCUAGUUACAUAAAACAAACCCGAUACUUGACAGAAGUGGAUGCUGGAGCGUAUGCCGCAGCAACGUGGAUUGCAGCUAUUGCACGGACGAUUAUGCAUUUCACAGAGUAACAUAUUUGUUGUAACAUAUUCUACUGGAAAACAAUACUCGAACGUUACUAGAACGUCGUAAAUAGAAGAAAUCAAUAACAAAUAAGUUUAUUAUUGAAUAUAGGAAGAAGAUAAUUAAUAAUUAACACCUCUUAUAUAAUUGUAGGUAUUACGCACUAUAUCUUUUGUAUUAAAUGCAUUGGUAACUAUACAUAAAAUGGUAAUAGACGUGUAUGCGCGUGUGUACAUUUGUUUUUAUAAACAUAAUAAAAGUUAUACUUUGUUAAA